Molecule: messenger RNA, 2323 nt
Organism: Merops nubicus (carmine bee-eater)
Lineage: Eukaryota; Metazoa; Chordata; Aves; Coraciiformes; Meropidae
Gene: RPS6KB1
Product: ribosomal protein S6 kinase, 70kDa, polypeptide 1
Exons: 11
Biological process (GO): cellular response to insulin stimulus; intracellular signal transduction; protein phosphorylation
Molecular function (GO): phosphatidylinositol-4,5-bisphosphate phospholipase C activity; ATP binding; protein serine/threonine kinase activity
Source: RefSeq, a predicted model, not a curated record
GCAAUGAUUGUAAGGAAUGCAAAGGAUACAGCUCAUACAAAAGCAGAGCGGAAUAUACUGGAGGAAGUGAAACAUCCCUUCAUUGUAGACUUAAUUUAUGCCUUUCAGACCGGUGGAAAACUCUACCUCAUCCUUGAGUAUCUCAGCGGAGGAGAAUUAUUUAUGCAGUUAGAGAGAGAAGGGAUAUUUAUGGAAGACACGGCUUGCUUUUACUUGGCAGAAAUCUCAAUGGCACUGGGGCACUUGCAUCAAAAAGGAAUUAUCUACCGUGAUCUGAAGCCUGAAAAUAUCAUGCUUAAUCAUCAAGGUCAUGUAAAAUUGACUGACUUUGGAUUGUGUAAAGAAUCUAUUCACGAUGGAACAGUCACACACACGUUCUGUGGGACAAUUGAAUACAUGGCCCCUGAAAUUUUGAUGAGGAGUGGUCAUAAUCGUGCUGUGGACUGGUGGAGUUUGGGGGCAUUAAUGUAUGACAUGCUGACUGGAGCACCUCCUUUCACUGGGGAGAACAGAAAGAAAACAAUUGACAAGAUUCUCAAGUGUAAACUCAACUUGCCUCCCUACCUCACACAAGAAGCCAGAGAUCUGCUUAAAAAGCUGCUAAAAAGAAAUGCUGCCUCACGUCUGGGAGCUGGUCCUGGAGAUGCUGGAGAAGUUCAGGCUCACCCGUUCUUCAGACACAUUAACUGGGAUGAGCUGUUGGCACGAAAGGUGGAACCUCCUUUUAAACCCUUAUUGCAAUCUGAAGAGGAUGUGAGCCAGUUUGAUUCAAAGUUUACACGUCAGACACCUGUUGAUAGCCCAGAUGACUCUACCCUCAGUGAAAGUGCCAACCAGGUCUUUCUGGGUUUCACCUACGUGGCUCCAUCUGUACUUGAAAGCGUAAAAGAGAAAUUUUCUUUUGAACCAAAAAUUCGAUCACCUCGCAGAUUCAUAGGUAGCCCUAGGACACCAGUCAGCCCUGUAAAGUUUUCCCCUGGGGAAUUCUGGGGAAGAGGUGCUUCUGCCAGCGCAUCAAAUACUCAGACACCUGUGGAAUACCCAAUGGAGACAAGUGGAAUAGAACAAAUGGAUGUGACAGUCUGUGGAGAGGCCUCGGCACCACUUCCCAUCCGGCAACCGAACUCUGGGCCAUAUAAGAAACAAGCUUUCCCCAUGAUUUCCAAACGACCGGAGCACUUGCGCAUGAAUCUAUGACGACACAAUUUUUCUAAGCCUUUGAAGGUGGAAAACAAAGAACGGACCUAAGCCCCCCUUGAAGCUGAAACUGGAGGGCUUGUACGGUUUACUUUUUAAAAGUGACAGUAUCAGAGUCAGUCAUUGCACAGAGUGACUUGGAAAGCAAAGGAAAAUGGAUUUUUUUUUUUUUUUUUCCUGUCAAUCAAUGGUGCAUAAAAAAACUUUAGAAAAUGGUAUUGCAGAACUCUAGGCACAUCAUCUAACUGAUUCACAGUGACAUCUUCUCACCUUAUCAAGGAUUUUUCAGCUCGAUAGCUUGAAACUGACAGUAUUAAGGGUCAGGAUGUUGCUUCAGAAUCACCGGUCUAGCCGUGAAUGUGUCGAGGAGGGUUUAGCCCUUUCACUAGGCAGAGUGUGGAAUGCCUACACGCUUGUGUCUGAGGAGAAACCAGCAUGCAAGCUUGGUUAAGCUGUUUCCUACGAUGGGGUGGAAUCAAAGAUGAAAGAUAAAAUUAAUUGGUAUUUCACAUUCAAAACAUAAUGAGUUUUUUAUAUGUAUAAAAAUAUAUAUUUUUCAAAUAGAUUUUUUGAUUCAAGCUCAUUAUGGCAAGUAUCCCAAAAUUAAAAAUGCAAAAUAAUUGGUUGCUGUGAAGAAAGUAAAGGCUCAAGUUCUGAUUCUUCUCCUCGUGAAACAACAAAUCAAUAAUGGCUCAAAUUACCAGCUUGGCAAUGUGGGGUGGGAGAGAACUGUUUCACUUGCUUACCCAGCUGAAAUACCUGUUCCUGCAAAGACAAACGGAUCUAAUCAGAUGGCAAUGCUGCUAUGUUCUAGGCUUAACUGGAAGCCGUGGGCUCAUGUACAUGUCCUGCUUAUUUCACCCUUGUCCUCAGCAGACAUUUCACUGGGAAACAUCACUUUUGUAUACCCUAGUCCCUAGAUGGAGACAGCUGAAUGCCUUCAGAUUCUUACCCACAGGAAAGAUCAGGAGAGAGUGCAUCGGAAUACAGGUCAGUGGAAACAUAGGAUGUACCACAGGAAACUUACACAAACUCUACACAGAAUAAGGAAAUAAACCUUUUUGUAACCAGUGGGUAAGAAUUUGAGGAUUUUUUUUUUUUUUUCAAUAAAAUUCUGCUUAUGGGA